GUCCACUCUACUUCUCCGUGUGUGUAUUUUGGACAAAACAUCCAUUUGUCAACGGCUAUGAAGCCCAUCUUGAGCUGCCACUCUGUAGAUUCAAGAGAACAAGAUGCAACGCGCUCGCGGCGGUUGUAUGAGCUGUCGGCGGCGGAAACGAAAGUGUGACCGCCGCCGUCCAUUUUGCGAAGCCUGUACCCAACGAGGGAUCCAAUGCCCUGGAUACUCAACGCCCCUGCGCUGGGUGGAUGGUGCUGCGAAUCACUCCUCUGCCGGCGAAGGUAGUAGCAAUGCUGCUAGCACUCCAGCCGAAUCCAACACCCUCGCAAGUCAGAUCGCACUCCCGAAUCGCCCCAGCCCUCAGGUGCAGACGACACACGUUACGGAUGAGCUUUUCCAUAAGUGUAUGUCACAACUGCGCCUGUUCUCAGGAGUGACGCUUACAGUUCUCCGCACAGGCCUCAUGAGCCUCUACAGCACAUCAGUAUGCUCAUGGGUCCAACCAUUCUUCGUUGAGAUGUCUGCCAAGAGCAAAUCUCUUGUACUGCUAUCUUCCGCCAUCCAAGCCUAUCUCGAUGAAGGUAGUUCGGACAUGUCUGUCUCCUCAAUGGAGUACAUUGACACUGCUCUGAAGGAGUUUCGGCGCGAAAUCGUGGCCCAUUACGAUGUUAUGCCGGCUGCCACAGCAUGCUCUGGCGCACUGCUGUGUGUUCUUCAAUUCCUUCAAGCUCAACCGUGUACCCUCGUCAUUGGACUACUCGCCGAAACCUUCCAUCUGAAUGCUCCUAUGACAUAUCUCAAUCCCAAUCCCGAGCAUGACCUCUCAGUACGGCAUGCCUUGGAGUUUAUCGGUCUCAUGGACAUGCCAUGUCUCGUACUGGGAAGAAAGUGUCCCUCUCUUAGUAUUUGGAGACGCUUCCGGCAAGUUCAAGACUCCUGGAAAGGGGGAAGGGUGAAGGCCUUGGAAGUCGUCACGGGUGUGCCGCACUCCCUCCUCGACAUCUUCGCAGAUACACCAUUCGAGACGGCCGAGGUCUCUAUCAGUCGGUUUUGGGGAUGGCCAGGUGAAAUGGGUGAGUACGUUCAAUGCUUGCUGUGGGAUUGUUGGCGGUUUGCCGGCAUGCUUCACAUCCGCAGACGCGAGCAACGUAUCAUACACACUACACGGAAAGAUGGCCAAUUCGUCGGUGAUGAUCAACAGGACGCGUCACCGAGUUCAGAAAUUGUCUUGUACCGUCUGGUAUCAGGACUUCACCUUUUUGUUGUGGCAUGUCAGCUGCCCGAGAAUCAGCAUCUGUUGUGUCGCAAUGGCAUCGUAUUCCCUCUGAUAACGGCAUGUCUCGAAACUCGACUCCUUAAGCGGCAUCCUGACUGGAAACAAACUGUGGAUAAUGUACUCUCGGCUGCUAAGAAACGAUAUCUCUUUCAAUUAGCAAGAUCUACAUGGGACUUGCUUGAUGAAGCUUGGAAGGAUGGUACGAUGGGGUUCGACCUUGACCAAGCAGCGUCACGCAGAGGCCAGGAGGUAUCAUUACUGUAG
Colletotrichum acutatum is the source of this 1531-nucleotide messenger RNA. RefSeq lists its product as uncharacterized. Gene Ontology annotation, biological process: regulation of transcription by RNA polymerase II. Gene Ontology annotation, molecular function: DNA-binding transcription factor activity, RNA polymerase II-specific; zinc ion binding. The record is from RefSeq and is a predicted model, not a curated record. The coding region runs from base 104 to 1531 and encodes 475 amino acids. The transcript is spliced from 3 exons. NCBI's taxonomy places the organism in Eukaryota, Fungi, Ascomycota, Sordariomycetes, Glomerellales, Glomerellaceae.